Molecule: messenger RNA, 807 nt
Organism: Plasmodium vivax (malaria parasite P. vivax)
Lineage: Eukaryota; Apicomplexa; Aconoidasida; Haemosporida; Plasmodiidae
Exons: 4
Coding region: 1-807 (268 amino acids)
Biological process (GO): microtubule anchoring at mitotic spindle pole body; protein localization to mitotic spindle pole body; mitotic sister chromatid segregation
Cellular component (GO): microtubule organizing center; mitotic spindle; MWP complex
Molecular function (GO): protein binding
Source: RefSeq, a predicted model, not a curated record
AUGAGGAAGUCCAAAGCGCUCAGGUGCGACUCGUGCUGUUUCUCCAAAGAUGGGCUAUUCUUGCUCUACACAAUUGCAAACAAAGUUUUUUCAAUCGAUUCGGUUUCUCUUGAGGUAGCUCGGGUGUAUGUCAACAGCUACAGAGUAGACUCGAUUGACUUCGCGGAGGAUCACAUUCACUUCUUAACUUUGGCAAAGGAGGAGGGGUGCGUCUGCGUCUACUCUCUGUAUAGUAGCCACGUCGUUAGCGUCAUACAGGAUGCUUUCCAGGCGUACGUCUGUUCCUUUUUCCUGGGCCAGGGGACAAACAUAUGCAUUCAGAAGUACGAGCGGAAAUGCAUAAGCAUCUACGACGUGAACGACGUGAACGACGCGGAUCACCCUCUAGUCACCAUCCCAAAUGUGAAAGCGAAAAAGAAAAAAGCGUAUUGUCUGAGCGAAGGGCAUGACACCCUUGGCUGCAUAACCGAAUCGAACAGGCAAAACAAAAUAGCGUUGCUCUGUUUGAGGAGUUAUAAAGUGAAAAACGAAAUCGUAUGCAAUAACUUCAUCCCCAGUGAGCUGUUUUUUUCUACCCUGAGUGACGUAAUUGCGUAUAGUAAUGUGCACAAAUCGGUGCACGUGUACAAGCCGAGUGGGGACCUACUCUACGUUUAUAACUUCGGGGAGCACUUAGCAUGUGUAACUCUCGCGUCGAAGAGUAGGGAGCGGAACGUCCUCUCGCUGGGCACGGAAGAUGGAGCUGUAAGGGGUGACAGUCCUACACCUAGACAACUUGAAAGAAAUAAAAAAAAUAACUUUAAGUGA